AUGACAUCUUUCAACAACAAAACUGUCAUCAUCACGGGAUGCAGCAGCGGCAUUGGCCUCGCGACGACCCUCCUCUUCCUAUCACAGAAAGCCCAAGUCUUCGGCAUCGAUAUGUCGCCGUUCGACCAAGACCUUGAUGUCACCCAGAAAGCGUUAUUCACCUUCCACAAAACCGACCUUUGCAAACCCGGCUCAGCAGAAGAUGCCAUAGCUGCUUGCAUCGCAAAGUACGGACCGAAGAUCGACGUGCUGGCUAAUGUUGCAGGCAUCAUGGAUGGUUUUGGCAGCGCCGAUACAGUCAAGGACUCGGAAUGGGAGCGCGUCCUGACCAUCAACCUCACAGUACCGGUCAGAAUGAUGGCAGCUGUGUUGCCCAGUAUGAAAGACCAGGAAAGCGGUGCCAUCAUCAAUGUUGGUAGUUAUGCAAGUCUUUCCGGUGCAGUGGCAGGCAUCGCAUACACAGCCAGUAAGCAUGGGCUUGUCGGUGCGACCAAGAACGUCGCAUGGCGCUUUCGCAAAGACGGUAUUAGGUGUAAUGCCGUACUCCCAGGCGCCGUGCCGACCAACAUCCGCUCGUCUGUGGUGAAAGAGGACGUCGAUCAGGCUGCAAUGGAAAUGUACAACCCCGUGCAGAUGUUAUGCCAAGGUCUCGAAAGAGACGAUCUUCCAUACGGAUCAGUGGGCCCGAACGAUAUCGCACAGGGCAUUGCAUUCCUUGCGUCUGAUGCUGCAAAGACGAUCAGCGGUAUUAUGAUGCCGAUAGACAAUGCUUGGUCGACGAUAUAG
Molecule: messenger RNA, 786 nt
Organism: Alternaria novae-zelandiae
Lineage: Eukaryota; Fungi; Ascomycota; Dothideomycetes; Pleosporales; Pleosporaceae
Exons: 3
Coding region: 1-786 (261 amino acids)
Source: RefSeq, a predicted model, not a curated record